GCGCGGCCCGUUGUUAUGACGACACGGUCGUAAAUCCGCCAUCUUCCUGCGGCGCGUUGCGACAUGGAGGGCGCAAUGGCAGUGCGGGUGACGGCCGCUCAUACGGCAGAAGCCCGGGCCGAAGCCAGGAGGGAAGCGGGCGAGGGCGGGGUCGAGGCGGCGUCGUCGGCGGCCUUAGCCCCUGGCGGCUUCCUCGGCCUCCCGGCGCCCUUUAGCGAGGAAGAUGAGGACGAUGUGCACAGAUGUGGCCGCUGCCAGGCGGAGUUUACUGCUCUGGAGGACUUUGUUCAGCACAAGCUCCAGAAGGUCUGCCAGCGGGCUCCCCCGGAGGCCCUGCCUGCCACCCCUGCGGCCGCUGCGCUGCUGGGCCAGGAGGUGGUCCCGGCCGUGGCAAGCCCGGAGGAGCCCAUCACCUUGGCCCACAUUGUUGUGGAGGCAGCUGCUCUGACACCAGACAUCAGUCACACGCCUGAUAUUGACAGUGGACACAUCAAAGAAGUCAUUGUGGCUGCUGAGGUGGAUCCAGGCGACAGUGAGAUGGCAGAGGCCUCAGGCAGCCCCGAUCCUCAGGGGCCCGGGCUGGCCGGGCAGGGUGAGCAGGCCCAGCUCAAGCUGCUAGUGAACGAGGAUGGCCGCUACGUGUGUGCAUUGUGUCACAAGACCUUCAAGACGGGUAGCAUCCUCAAGGCCCACAUGGUCACCCACAGCAGUCGUAAGGACCACGAGUGCAAGCUGUGCGGGGCCUCCUUCCGGACCAAGGGUUCCCUCAUCCGGCACCACCGGCGGCACACAGAUGAGCGUCCCUAUAAAUGUGCCAAGUGUGGAAAGAGCUUCCGGGAGUCAGGUGCACUGACCCGGCACCUCAAGUCUCUCACCCCGUGCACUGAAAAAAUCCGGUUCACCAUGAGCAAGGAUGUGGUUGUUGGCAAAGAGGAGGCGCAUACAGGGUCCGGUGCCUCCGCCGUGGGGACCGUUACAUCAUCAUCGGUGAUAGGCGAGCCCAUGGAGACAUCACCCGUGAUUCAUCUGGUGACAGAUGCCAAGGGCACUGUCAUUCAUGAAGUCCAUGUCCAGAUGCAAGAGCUUCCCCUGGGCAUGAAAGCCCUAACCCCAGAGCCCCCUGCUCCCAAGGAGCUUCCCUGUUCCAGCGAGGACAGUCGGGAGAACCUGCUGCACCAGGCCAUGCAGAACUCUGGCAUUGUCCUUGAGCGGGUCACUGGGGAGGAGGGGCCCCUGGAACCAGUCCCUCCCGCUGCGUCCAGUGCCCAGCCCCUAGGAGAUGGUCCCCCAGAACUGCCGCUGCUGGAGGUGGAGCAGGUGGAGACACAGGUGGCCCAUGAAGCCUCAGCGGUAUCCAGGACCCACCUGUGCCCUCAGUGCAGUGAAACCUUCCCGACAGCUGCCACCCUAGAGGCCCACAAAAGGAGCCACGCAGGGCCGAAGCUGUUCACAUGUGUGCAGUGUGGCAAGGCCUUCCCCAAGGCCUACCUGCUCAAGAAGCACCAGGAGGUCCACGUGCACGAGCGCCGCUUCCGCUGUGGGGACUGUGGGAAGCUCUACAAGACCAUCGCUCACGUGCGCGGCCACCGGCGUGUCCAUUCAGAUGAGCGGCCCUACCCAUGUCCUGAGUGUGGCAAGCGCUACAAGACCAAGAAUGCCCAGCAGGUACACUUCCGGACACACCUGGAAGAGAAGCCGCACGUGUGCCCAUAUUGCAGCCGAGGCUUCCGGGAGAAGGGCUCACUGGUGCGGCAUGUUCGCCACCACACGGGCGAGAAACCCUUCAAGUGCUACAAGUGUGGCCGUGGCUUUGCCGAGCACGGCACGCUCAACCGGCACCUGCGCACUAAAGGGGGCUGCCUACUGGAGGUGGAGGAGCUGCUGGUGUCCGAAGAGAGCCCCACAGCAGCUGCCACUGUCCUUGAUGAAGACCCGCACACUGUGUUGGUUGAAUUCUCAUCCGUGGUGGCUGACACCCAGGAGUACAUCAUUGAGGCCACCACGGAUGAUACAGAGACCAGUGAAGCUACAGAGAUCAUCGAGGGCACCCAGACAGAGGUGGAUAGCCAUAUCAUGAAGGUGGUGCAGCAGAUCGUACACCAGGCCAGCGCCGGGCACCAAAUCAUUGUGCAGAAUGUGACCAUGGAUCAGGAGGCGGAGCUAGGUCCAGAAGCGGCUGCUGCAGACACCAUUACCAUUGCCACCCCGGAAAGCCUGACAGAGCAGGUGGCCAUGACACUGGCUUCAGCCAUCAGCGAGGGCACUGUGCUUACUGCCCGUGCGGGUGCAAAUGGCACUGAACAGGCUACUGUGACCAUGGUUUCAUCGGAGGACAUUGAGAUCCUGGAGCACGCGGGCGAGCUGGUUUGCCUCGGAGCAAUGGGACGGCCCCGGGCCCUACUGGCUGCGCUCUGGGCCCUGGGGGCUGCCGGGGCAGCAGCGCUGCGCAUUGGAGCCUUCAAUAUCCAGAGUUUUGGUGACAGCAAAGUGUUGGACUCAGACUGUGCCAGCGUCAUCGCACAAGUGAGGCGGGGCCUGGGCUGGGGCUGCUCUCUGGGCUCUGCGGGUGAAGCUGCCCUGCGUGACCCGCCCCUACGGUCCCCUCUCCAGAUCCUGGCUGGCUAUGACAUCACGCUCGUGCAGGAGGUGCGAGACCCGGACCUGAGCGCAGUGUCCGUGCUCAUGGAGCAGAUCAACAGCGUGUCUAGGCACCAGUACAGCUACGUGAGCAGUGAGCCCCUGGGGCGGGAUCAGUACAAGGAAAUGUACCUGUUCGUUUACAGGAAGGACGCGGUGUCGGUGGUAGACACGUACCAGUACCCGGACCCGGAGGACACCUUUAGUCGUGAACCUUUCGUGGUCAAAUUUUCAGCCCCCAGCUCCGCUGCCAAGGAGCUUGUGCUGGUCCCGCUGCACGCUGCGCCCCACCACGCAGUGGCGGAGAUCGAUGCUCUCUACGAUGUGUACCUGGACAUUAUCGACAAGUGGGGCACCGACGACAUGCUGUUCCUGGGCGACUUCAACGCGGACUGCAGCUACGUGAAGGAGCAGGACUGGGCGGCUAUCCGCCUGCGCAGCAGCGAAGUGUUCAAGUGGCUCAUCCCGGACAGCGCUGACACUACAGUGGGCAACUCGGACUGCGCCUACGACCGCAUUGUUGUCUGUGGUGCUCACCUGCGCAGGAGCCUGAAGCCCCAGUCGGCCACGGUGCACAACUUCCAGGAGGUGUUUGGCCUGGACCAGACUCAGGCCCUUGCCAUCAGUGACCAUUUUCCUGUGGAGGUGACCCUCAAGCCCCACUGACAGCUCCGAGGACUGGCCAGGGCAUGCUGCCUGCAGACUGGCUAUGAGGAACAGCUCCACAGGACUCAAGGUGGCUGGCUUGCCCUCAGCAAGGCUGCAGGGCAGGGGGAACUGGGCCUGGACAGGUGGCCAUUGACAUGUUACUGGAACAGUGAGCUGAUCCCCCCAUCUGUAAAUGGCCUACCACUACCUACCUCACAGGGGUGUGAGGAGCAACCCAGAGCACUGGGUGUGGCUCUGUUCAAUAAACAAGAGUGUUAAGCUAGGACCACAAACAGGUCAGCUUAGAGGC
This is a messenger RNA of Myotis myotis, 3595 nucleotides long. It is a transcript of the gene E4F1, whose product is annotated as E4F transcription factor 1. Gene Ontology annotation, biological process: DNA catabolic process. Gene Ontology annotation, cellular component: nucleus. Lineage: Eukaryota; Metazoa; Chordata; Mammalia; Chiroptera; Vespertilionidae. Gene Ontology annotation, molecular function: DNA nuclease activity. The record is from RefSeq and is a predicted model, not a curated record.